AUGACUACUAAAAAAACGAACAAUCAAACUGGGUCUCCUAACAACAAUAAUGACAAUAAUCAGAAUGGUGAUGAUCAUAUAUCUGUUGAUAUUCCCGAAGGUGGUAUUACAACUAUUACAGUGGAAGAACUGUAUGAUAAAGAAAAAUAUGAUUUAUCAAUAAUGGAACAACACGACAUUUUUAAAUUACUUGAUGAUGGACUUACAAGUGAAGAAGCUGAAGAACGACUUGAAAAAUUUGGCCGUAAUAGACUAGAAAAUAAAGAAAAAAAUCCAGUUAUUCAGUUUCUUUUAUUCAUGUGGAAUCCAUUGUCUUGGGUAAUGGAAGCAGCAGCCAUUGUUGCAAUUGUAUUGAGUAAUGGCGAAGGAAAACCGCCUGAUUGGCCAGAUUUUGUUGGUAUCACUCUUCUUUUACUGGCUAAUUCAGUAAUUGGUUUUAUCGAACAACGAAAGGCAGGAAAUGCUGUUAAAGAACUGAUGAAAUCAUUAGCACCAGAAGCCAACGUUAUGCCCGAACAUCAACGUAACCACUUCUCAACACCAGUCAUAAUAUCUGUAUUAACCAAGGCGAUAAAAGAAGCCCCGAAAUUUUCUGGUACAAACCAUGAUGAUGUUCAACACUGGCUGUUAGAAAUAGCGGAAACAUUCGACAUCAUUAAUCUGAAUUCAUUACAUAGACUUCAACUAAUACCCCUAUAUCUUGAUGGCGAAGCGAAGAAUUGGUGGCGAUUAAACAAAGAUAGCAUUCAGUCAUGGCCGGAAUUUAUGGACAGAAUCUCCAAUGUGUUUAGAAGCUCUGAUCAACACUCACUUUCAUUUCACAAACAGAAUAAUUAUAUACAACGAUCCGACGAAUCUGUGAUUGAAUACUAUAACACGAUGAUCAAAUUAUGUAAUCAAACUGAACCGAAUAUGACUGAUACUNAGUCAUUGCAAAAAGACGUUUUUCGUCGUCAUCCAUCAACGGCAUCCCAAUUCUUUCAAGUAGCACAAGAAGAAGAAUCAUUACAAACUAUUGUUCGUACCCAGGCAACAUUAACUGCUUCGGUUUUCAUCGAUUCCCUCCAGUCCAAAGCUGAGCCAGAAACGUCUGUAUCAUCUGUUCAAUGUUCACCUCAAAAACCAAGUGCUCGUCCAGUACCAUAUCAUCAGAAUUCGUCUGCUACAAAAAGUUACAAUCCUCAUGGUGCACCUACUAAUCGAACACAUGCCCCAAAGAAAGCAUCUCCACGCUGUUUUGAAUGUGGUAAAGCCGGACAUUUCAUCCGCACUUGUAUUCAACAUCCUCCAAAAAGAGCCUGUUAUCGCACAAAUCCUUCGUUGAUAUACAUCGGUGUGUUUGUCAAUGGGAAAAGAAUCCGAGCCCUU
This is a messenger RNA of Didymodactylos carnosus, 1368 nucleotides long. The record is from the annotation of a GenBank genome assembly. Lineage: Eukaryota; Metazoa; Rotifera; Eurotatoria; Philodinida; Philodinidae.